This is a messenger RNA of Passer domesticus (house sparrow), 5039 nucleotides long. It is a transcript of the gene CD8B, whose product is annotated as CD8 subunit beta. Gene Ontology annotation, biological process: regulation of immune response. The transcript has 5 exons. Gene Ontology annotation, molecular function: MHC class I protein binding; coreceptor activity. Gene Ontology annotation, cellular component: cell surface. Lineage: Eukaryota; Metazoa; Chordata; Aves; Passeriformes; Passeridae. The record is from RefSeq and is a predicted model, not a curated record. The coding region runs from base 3450 to 4067 and encodes 205 amino acids.
GCACGGCUCACACUAAACUCCUGCUUGCACCAAAUGUCCUGAAGAGGGAGAGCUGGAGCCUGUCCUCUGACCGUCCAUCCUCCCAGAUCCCCCCACGGCCCCCUCGUUCGCUGCACACCCCAUUAGCACCUGGGGUUUGUGAGGAGACCACACAGGAAGCUCACACCUGACACCUGUAACAAACACAAUCCCACCAAACACCCCCCAGGCACAGAUCUUUUUGCCAGGGAAGGAAGAAAUGACAGGAAAAUUCACAUAAAUCAUCGUUUAGACCCAUUUUGGUAUCUGGUCUUUAAAAGCAGCAUUUUUCCGUGCCACAGCCCAGCUCAUCAUACACUGACAUGGAUCUUGGGGUUACCCCAUGAGAUGUCAGGAGCCUCAACUGUGAUAUUGCAUCAGCUGAAUUGCAGCUGUAAAUCUGCACCUGCAAAAGCAGAUGGACCCCUCACCUCUCCAACCACAUCUUAGCUUGGAGAAGUUUAGAAAAUUUGACCCACUUGUUUGGGGUUUUUUUUUCUCCUGUUAUUACACUCAGAAAAAGGUACCAAUUGUUUCACUCAGUGAAAAUGCUAUAAUUUUCAUUACUGCUUUUACCUCUAAUGAAAUACUCCAGAAGCUAAACCCUCCAUUAGAAUAAAACCAUUUAAAAUUUUUUAAAAUAUUUUAAAAUAGGAUAAAAAAUGUUCACAGCUGCUGGAGCCCCAGGGAGUUUCAGUCCUGCACUGUACCCCCAGAGCAGCCCUUAUUUUUACAUGCUGCAGUACUGACUUGUGUUGGACUGGCCUGGAGGCUGAGCAGCCUUCCCUGACCCCCAAAAUCAAUCCUUUUAGCCUCAAAAGCACAGGGAGAAUGAACUUUUCUGUAUUUUUAUGUUAGCUGUUUUCUCUAGCCUGGCAUUUACAGCCCAGCUGCAAUUAAGCUCCUCUGCAGCAUGGGAGUUUAACAGAUAUGAAACCCCAGCCAGGUCCUGUUUCUUGGCUCUAAACCCUGUUCUUCUACACCAAUACUUUACUCCAGCACCCCAAAACAAACACUUUAUUGUAGAAAAUUCAUAAGAGGGGGACAAGAAAGAGUAAAAAAUGCAGAAAAGCUGGUGAAGCACCAGAAAUGAAUCUCAGCCUAUGAGGUGGUCAGGAUGCAGGCUGGAAAAAAAGAAGAGGGGCUGUUUCCCACUAGGAUGAGUUCACAGGGAACCUAGUUGGGCUGUGGACAGGAAUGGUUGUCUUUAAUUUCAGAAAAAGAAUAAAAUUCCCCUGGAAAUUGUGCAGCUACAUAGUACAAAUACACCAAAAUUCAACAAUUCCCCCCAGCACGGCCCAGCCGUGAGCCAAACACUGGUGAUUAGGAGCUGCUAUUCCUCAGCAAGGUCACCAACUAAUCUUGCUUGUGUGAACAGAUAAGAUCAACUUACAGCCUUCUUUCCUCCCGUCUUCUUCCCAGGACAGCAGCCCCAAACAAUGUGGGGAUGUGACAAACAGCAGCUGUCUCCUGCACGUGCACACCGUGCUUUGAUUUUUGUCAGAGCUUUGCUGCCAGACAAAGAUUUCCCUCCUCCAAAAUGUUUUCUUGUAGGGGCAACAGCCAGUCCUGAGAACAGCUUGGCCACUGGUAAACAGCUCCACUGUGUAUCAACAGCAAUUUUUUAAAAAUUACAUUUCACCUGUGUUCCAGUACAUUUUGCUUUUACAUUUCAUAUAUUUCUUGUGUUUUCUCUAAAGCUGCUAUAAUGUCCUGGAGAAUCAUCCUAGUGUAACACCCCCAUAUCCAAGGUUGUAAUGAUGGCAAAAAUCAAAAAAUUAUUCCCCACCUCUGGGAAAAAUUCCUGUCCUGGCCAGGAAGCCAGAAGUUGCUCCAGGUGACAGCAGCAGUGGGAAAAGAGGGAGCAUGGCAGCAGCUGGCGAUUUUGGGCUCAGCUCACACACUUCAACACAGGGAUGAAGGGAAAAUUCACUUGCAGUGGCAUUUCUCAUGACAAGCACUCCCUGCACCCCACCUCGAGGAAAAAAAGAGUGUUUCACCUCAUUCUAAGGAGGGCCCAGUCUCGGGGUGAUGUGAAACAAAAGGGACAAAUGAGCAGAAGGUGAGGACAGCAGAGACAAGUGUUGCUGCAACCCAUAUCCAGGGCUAAGCACUAAAAGGGUUUGAAAACACUAAAAUUGCCUUCUCCUGCCAGGAAAGAGUUAAGGUGCAAUCCAGCCCACCCUAAAGUUUAGCAGAUGAGCCUUUUGUGGUAAGGGUUUUGCAGUUAGCAACCCGCUUCGAGCAGGAAAUUAAUUUGAACAGAAAUGGGGAGAGGAUGUGUUACAGCAGUAUGGAAAAUCUGGUAUAAAACAAAAUCUCACAGUGUGCAAGAUGCAAUAUUGUUUUUCCUAUUCAUCUGCCAGCUCAACCCUGGACUGGGUUUCUCAGUGCCCCCAUGUGAGAUUUCCUUUUCUGGGGAGAUGCUGGGGCAUUCUAAGGACCACGAGUAUCUGCAUGAGAGGAACAAAAAAGAAAGCUGAAUCUCACUUGGCAGCCAAGAGGCCAGAAAAUAAAAAUAAUUUAAAAUAAUAUUUUUUCCCCAAACAUGAAAAUAUUGACGUCUGCUGACACCAGUCCAUCUCUAUAAUUUCACCUCAUGUACUUGUCUUUGAAUCCUAAACCCCAAAUGCUUCAAACCUCUUCCUCACAGACAUUUCAAAGCCAUUCUGAUAUUUUAUCAUUUAAAUAUUUCUGCCUGUGAGCCGCAUGCUGUCACAGCUACCGAAGCAGCACAUGCUCUGAGGUGGAAAGCCCCAGCAGAGUUUCCUCAUUUUUGUGGUUUUUCAGCCACAAAUUUGUUUGAGGUUUCUAGCUCUUGAUUUCAAAGCUUUCUGUGAUGCUUCACAUCUCUGCUUUAUGUUGGCUUGGUCUGGUGUUCAGCAUUUUUCAGAGAAAAACACCUGCUAUAAAUUCUGCUGAAGAAAACAACUCCACAGAUCAAACUGCAUCUUUUCCUUGUUUUGAAUGCUUUUUUAUUUCAACAGGGAGAAAAGCAGACAAAAUUCAUGCUUUCCUCCUUUUAUCUUUAAGGCCAUGGCCCUACAUUUGUAAUUUUUUUAUAGAAGUCGAUUAAAAGAAGGAGGAAUAAGGUGGUGAAAUAUGAAGAAAUCUGAAGAAAUUAAAAACCAGUGAGUUUUCUUGGUUUUAUUUUUCUAAAGGGGAUAUAAGGGUACCCUGUGAAGUGCUGGAGAAGAGCAUAGGGCUGCUGCCCUGACAGACUCUUGGGUUUGGGGCUCGGCGCAGAAGAAGCUGCAGGGGUGAGGCUCCAGUUGCUGCUGUGGCAGAGGCUCUUGGGCAGCUGCUGGUGACAGAUCUGCACAGAGAAGGGCAAGCACUUCCUGAGGUGAAUCCAGCCCUGCCACCAAGAGGUGACAGCGAGUGGAAAGGGGGAGCUGGCACAAAACCCCUCUGUCACCGAGUCCGCCACCAUGGCCCGGCCAUGGCUCCAUCUCUGCAUCUGCCUCCAGAUCCCAGGUUUUUAUACAACUCUACUUUUAACCCAAACUCCAGAGCAUAUUCUAACCCUAACUAACAAUAAAACUGAAAUCCUCUGUGAGCUGAAGAAGGAGAACACCGGGGUGUACUGGUACCGCUGGAGCCAGCAGAAACAACAUUUCGAGUUCCUGUUGUUUUCCAACACACUGGGCAAAGCCACAUAUGGCCCAAACGUGAGGCAGGACAAGUUCAGUGUCCAUGAGGCCAGGUCCCAGAGCUCCUACAGCCUGCACAUCAGCAACCUGCAACCCUUGGACAGCGGCACCUACUACUGCUCUGUCUCCCAGUCCUCCCAGCUGCUCCUGGGCAGUGGGACACAGCUCACAGUGGUUGAUGCUUUGCCUCCAAAGACCACACAGGCACCAGUGUCCAAAAAGCCUGUGCCACGGACAACCAGAAGCAAAGCUGCCAGCAGGGAAGGUCCCUGCAGUCCCCUGGUCUGGAUCCCACUGGCUGCUGGUGUCCUGCUGCUCCUGCUGAGCCUGGUCCCCACUGCCUACCGCCUGUACCGUCUGCGGCGGAGGCUGUGGCUUCGCAUCCACAGGCAGUAAUUCCCAGUAAUUCCCAGUAAAUCCCAGUAAAUCCCACUGCCCUCCCUGCCUCAGACAGGCAGGGAGAAGCCAUGGACCCUCCCCUGCACAAGGCUGAGCACUGCUGGACGUGACCCAGGAAGGACCUGGCAGGGGACAGACGUGGGCUCAUCCCACAGUACAGACAUUUCUUUCCUGCAUGGCUUCAAUAUCCUCCUGGACACAGCAGCUGGCAAAAGGACCAAGCUGGAAUCUGCAGCAUCCUGAGCACUUUCCAAAGGACACUGAGCAGGGCAAAUGCCAUGGCUGGCUCUGCACAGGGGGAAAGGGGCUGGUGCCAAAGGGACUCAGGUGGGCUGGAAAGCUGUGAGCUCCUUGGCUCUCCUCUGUGUUCGUCUGUAGGACAGCACAAAGGUGCUUUUUUUGCUCCUGUUAAUACUGAUUGAUAAAAAUCUGUAACACUUUGAGCGCAACCAGCAGGGAUGGGGCAGAGACAAUUUGUAAAUUGUCUCUGUGCAGCUUUAUUCAAUACCAAAUAGAUCACUCAGUUAUUUUCUUCUGCAGGCUGGUAUCUUUGUCCACAUGGUUGUGUGGCAAGCAAGGAACCACGGCCUCCAACCAAGAAAGAGUUAAAGCAGAGCAAAAGCUGCAGGGGGGAGCAGGUCUGGGAGGGUGUCUUCUCCCAUGGGAGACUGCAAACAGCCAGGAGUGGGAGAGGAAAACCAGACAAAGCCAUGCACACAAGGCCAAACACUUGGCACAGCCUGAAGGUCAACACCACCUCUGAGAGCAAACAGAGGCCCCCAGGGGCUGGCCCAGAGCCCAGCAGCACAGCAUGGCCAGUGAGAACUGCCCUGAGGGAUGCCUGGGUGUGCUGAGCCUUGAGGGAUGCCAGAAGCAGGGAAGGUCUCCCCAUGGAUGGCAACAAGGCUCAGUUGCUGCCCAGGGUGCCAGGCAGAGCUGGGGCUGGAAAUUUGGCAUCCUGCUGAGCAC